Molecule: messenger RNA, 981 nt
Organism: Arabis nemorensis
Lineage: Eukaryota; Viridiplantae; Streptophyta; Magnoliopsida; Brassicales; Brassicaceae
Source: the annotation of a GenBank genome assembly
AUGGAAGAAGCAGAUCAGUUAUGUUUGGCAGCUAAAUCCGGCGACUUGAAAAAGGUCAAAACUUUAAUAAAUUCCGGCGCCGACGUGACCCACUUCGACGGCGACGGAUUAACGCCGUUAAUGCACGCCGCGAAAACGGGAAACGCAGAGAUUAUAACGGCGUUACUCGAGUCAGGAGCUCCAUGGAAUGCUCUGUCUCCGUCAAAUCUCUCAGCCGGAGAUUUCGCCAUGGAAGGAGGUAACCAAGAAGCUUUCGAUCUCCUCCUCAAAACCGGAAUCGAAUCAGAGCUAAUCUUAGGAACAAUCGCAAGAAAAGAAACCAAAAACGAAUACUCGAAUCAAGAAUACUUACAAGACCGAGUUAGUUUCAGUGAAGACAAGAUAAUGGACAAUGAAAGCAAAGGUGUAAUGAUGGCUUGGGAAAAACCAUUAAUGGAAGCUCACGCUAAAGCAAUUUGCAACAACGGUGGUUCGAUUCUCAACGUUGGUUUCGGUAUGGGACUUGUCGAUACCGCGAUUCGACAGUAUAAACCGACAAAACACACGAUCAUCGAGGCGCAUCCCGAUGUUUACAAGCGUAUGAUCGAAUCAGGAUGGGAUAAAAUGGAGAAUGUGAGGAUUGUGUUUGGUAGAUGGCAAGAUGUUGUUGAUGAUCUUGAUGAAUGUGGUUACGAUGGGAUCUUUUUCGAUACUUAUGGAGAGUAUUACGAAGAUUUGAGAGAGUUUCAUGAGAAGUUACCGAAGUUGUUGAAGCCUGAUGGUGUUUACUCGUAUUUCAAUGGGUUUUGUGGGAGUAAUGCGUUUUUUCAUGUUGUGUAUUGCAAUUUGGUGAGUUUGGAGAUUGAGAGUUUGGGUUUGAGUACUCAGUUGAUUCCUUUGCCGGUUAAAGAUUGUCUUGGUGAUGAAGUUUGGGAAGGUGUCAAGCAGAAAUAUUGGCAGCUUGAUACUUAUUAUCUUCCUGUUUGUCAGUUUAGUGAGUGA